Messenger RNA from Hansenula ciferrii, 1566 nucleotides. It is a transcript of the gene RUP1, whose product is annotated as Rup1p. Lineage: Eukaryota; Fungi; Ascomycota; Saccharomycetes; Phaffomycetales; Wickerhamomycetaceae. Gene Ontology annotation, biological process: protein deubiquitination. The coding region runs from base 1 to 1566 and encodes 521 amino acids. The record is from RefSeq and is a predicted model, not a curated record. The transcript has a single exon. Gene Ontology annotation, cellular component: cytosol; nucleus.
AUGCCAGUUAGAAAUGGUGUUUUGGAAAGUUAUUUGAAUCCACUUUUAACAAUUUUACAUGAAAUUCCAAGCUUCCGUAAGGCAAUUUAUGAACAACAAUUUGAUACUUUAGGGUUCCAUCCACGUUGGUAUAGAGGUGAACCAAUAAAGAUACCUGAAGGUGCUGCAACAAAAGUUAAAGAAGGUCAUGAAGUUGAUUUAAAAUUGUUAUUAGAAGUUCAAAGAUUAUUUGCAUUUUUAGAUGGUGAUUCAUUAAGAUCAUUUUCCUCCAUUUUGAAUUUCCUUAAAGCUUUCCCUAAAGAGGCACAAAAAGAAUUCCAUAAUGUUGAGAGUAUUUAUGAAGCUUAUGAAGUUUUCUAUAAAGUCUUAAUUAAACAAUUGGAAGCUGUUGGUGCUGAUGAUGUACAUCAAUUUUUUGAAAGUAAAUUAUAUUAUGAUGAAACUGAAAAAGAAAAAUCAUUUGGUAUGUUCCAUGUGGAAGCUGAAGAGCUGAAAAGUGAUUUAUAUAAAACCAUACAUACCAUACUUUGGGGUGAAGAUUUUGAAAGUACAGAACGUAUUUUAACUUCAGUUUCAGAUGUUGUCACUAUUUCUUUUGAACCAUCUUUCCAUCAUGCCCCAUUUGGAAUUGAGAUUCCAGAGGUUUUUUAUCCCCAAAUUUAUACCAAAGAUUUCCAAGAGACUAUCAAUACACUUGUUAAAGAGAAGGAAAGUACCGAAAGGGAAAGACGUGAAAUUUCCAAAGAAUUGAUGAAACUUAGGGUGUAUCAAGGUAAAAAUGUUACUGCAUUGUUAGAUACUUCAGUUGAAUUUUUAUCAUCAGAAUCUGAAUCAAAUAAAGAUGAUAAAGAACUUUCAGAUGCAUUAAAAGAUUUAAGUUCCAUUAAAGAUUCAAGUAAGGAUAAAAUUGGGGAAUUAUUAGCUAAACAAGAUUUGAUUACAGAAAGUAAAACUUCUCGUGAUCCAUUUAAUAUAAACACCAUUUUGAAACGUCAUGGAUCAACUCCAGAACCAUAUUUACUCACUGGUGUUAUCAUAAACAAUACAGAAUUUUUAUUUUUAAAGAAACCACAAGAUUUAAUUGAAUUAGAAAAUCCUCAAUGGGUUCAUGUUAUAUAUGAUCCAACCACAUGUAAUGAUUUAAAACAUCAAUAUUCAAAUUUUGAAACGAUUAAAAGAUCAUUAUAUGGAUUAACAAGAACACAAUUUGCCUCAUCAAUUGUAUUGAUUUAUGUUAAAGAAUCAACAUGGAAUUCUAAAACUGAUUAUGAAAGAUCAGAAUCUGUUAAACAAUUUAUUCAAAAAGAUAUUGAAGAACUUGGUAAAAGUCUUGAACUAUUGGUUCCAAGUUCAGGUGAAGAAAGUGAUGAUAAUAUUUCAGAUUCAGAUUCAGAUUCAGAUGUUGAUGCUACACAUGUUGAACAUGUUGAGCUUGAACUAACACCAGAGGAAACAAAUGAUUUAGAAGGGUUAAGGUAUUCGGAUAGUGCUAAUAGUGAUGAUAUUUCCAAAGAGAAUAAGGAGAAUAAGGAGAAUCUUCAUAGUAAUAAUCCAUUCAGAGAUUAG